This is a messenger RNA of Leptidea sinapis, 2263 nucleotides long. RefSeq lists its product as uncharacterized. NCBI's taxonomy places the organism in Eukaryota, Metazoa, Arthropoda, Insecta, Lepidoptera, Pieridae. The coding region runs from base 178 to 909 and encodes 243 amino acids. The transcript has a single exon. The record is from RefSeq and is a predicted model, not a curated record.
AUGGCCUUUGAAUGCGACAAUAUGAAUGUGGUGUUCUCAAAGUGUUAAAGACUGUGUACAGUGUUCCUGUUCUAAUUAAAUAAUGAUAAGUUCAAUUCUUAAUUAAAUAAAUGUAUUGAAAGUUUAUAGUGCAUUUGUGAUUGCGUUCUUCGUUAUAAAUACCACAGUGUCUUCGAAAUGGAGGAGGAGGAAGAUGAAAGGAAAAACAGGCGACCAAACCUCGCCGAGUUUAGUUCUAUAAACGCACGCGUAGUUCACGCUUCAUUAGAGGAAGGAUUGAUUCGCCAACAGAUCUCAUCUGAAUCUAAUGAUGCAAACACAUCUAGUAUUUCCGCCACCCAGUUUAGUGAUAGAAGUUUUGUGUCAAAAACGAGCACUUUCUCUAGAAGCGGCACUUCGAGCUCUAGUCAAGAAGAAUGCGAGGUAGCAAAAACAACAAUAACAAGUGGUCAGUAUUUGGCAGCCGCUCGGGUGGAAUCAGCUAGGUCGAUGGAAAGUCUACGUCCAACUAGCGACGCGUCACCGGCGCGCCCGGCUAGUUCUUGUACAUCAAUUCGUAUCCAUCGCAGUUCUUUUCUGACUGCAAGUGAACGAGAUGUGAGAGAAUCUCGGGGAGCGCCAGCCAGACGCGCUCUUUCUGGUGAAGAUAUGGGAAACUCAGCGGAAAAAAGACGAGGACUUUUUGCCAGUACUGAGCGCCGAGCGUUGCAACAGCUCAGCUUACCUCCGCCCGAGCGGCGACUGACUAUUUUAAGCCCGCACAGUCCAAUGGCAAUGAGUGAACUACAAUGGCCUGCCCCUUCUGGUAUUCGUGGCAGGCGGAAGAAAGGAAUGGUGCUACCGAAACUAAUAUUACCUCGUAGCGAUUCCGAUGGCUCUGAAGUAUUUUUUGAAAGGUGCAUUUUUUAAUAUCAACAUACAUUUAGAUUAGGCGUUUUUUUCUGCCGUGAAUCAGUAAUGUCUAAGCGUUAUUGUGUUUCAGUAUGAAGGGCGCAGUAGCUAAUGAAAUUACUGGGUAAAUGAGACUUAUCAACUUAUGUCUCAAGGUGACGAGCGUAAAUGUAGAAUUUUUGGGUUUUUGUCAACGUCCUGCUCGUCUCGUCCCUUAAUGUAAUAAAAAAACAUAAAGUUUCAACUAUUCAUAUUUAUAUAUUUUCUUGAAAUAUGCGCUUCAAGGGAUUAUCAUUAGAUAUUGUAUGUUUACAUCCAGUCAGUUUCUUAAUGGUGGUAAAUCAAAAUAUAUUCAUAAAUAUAUUUUGUAUAUAUAUAUGUAUGUAUAAUAUUAUAUGUUUUAAGCAAAUGUAAAUCUUCUUCAUGAGUUUGUAUUUUGUGUUGUAAAGGUUACAUAAAAUCAAGCUGAAAUAUCAGCUUAAAUGAAUUACUGAAUAUACAAUAAACGCCAAACAUGUUUACUGUUAUGAUUUGAAUUUUAUUACAUUAAAUUCAUGUUCGUGUAAAUUUUAACAAUAACCUACUGCUUAAUUAUAUACUGUUGCACAUGUUUACACUGUUUUCAUUUUACUGCAAAUACAGAUUUGCCAACUUAUUUAAAAUUAAAAUAAACUACUUAUUGUACAAUUAAAAACGAAUUCACACAGUACCAGUACAGAUACCAGUGGGAGGCUCCUUUACACAGGAUGCCGGCUAGAUUAUGGGUACCACAACGGUGCCUAUUUCUGCCGUGAAGCAGUAAUGUGCGAGCAUUGCUAUAUUUCGGUCUGAAAGCUAGUGAAAUUACUGGGAAAAUGAGACUUAACAUCUUAUGUAUCAAUUGUCGAGCGCAGUUAUAGUGCCACUCAGAAUUUUCGGGUUUUUCAAGAAUUCGAGCAGCACUGCAUUGUCCUGCUCGUCUUGACGUAUUGUCAUAAAAAAAACACGAUUUAUGUUUAUUUUUGGUCAAAAUUUCGGUCUUCUAACGCGCACUUAAAAGUGGUUUUGUCCUUCAGUUAAUAUUUUAUUAGACUAUUAUAGUAAUCAAGAAUUUCUACUAUUUCUUUGUUGGUUAGCUAUUUAGUCACAAUUUAGAUUUUUUAACAACAUCCGGAAUUUCAUUGUACAUCUCAUCAAUUCACGUAAAUUGUCUUUGUGUGUAUCUCGUUUUGUAUUUUGUGUGUAUUUCUUUGAUAUACUUGUUUUUAAUAAACAAUGACACAAUAUAAUUUUCUGGAAUCCAGCCAAAUCUAUGAUUUCAUCAAAGAUAUGAAACAUGUCAAAAAUUUUGCUUUAGCACUAAAUCAAAUAUAAACAUCAUUUGAAAGCUUCA